GGUGCCGGAGGCGGCGGGGAGGGCUGGGACGGGGCCCUGGCCAGGGGUUUCUCUCUCCCCCACCCCCCUCCUCCCCUCGCCGCCGGUUCCCGUGAGGCUGCAAGUGCCGCCGCGGCAGCUGGGGGGCCGGCGGGGGAUGCUGCCGCCGCCCUGCCCAGCGCCGGAGUAAGGGCAGGCGCUGGUGGCGGCAGGAGCAGCCCCGGCGGAGGGACGAGUUCUCAGAGAUGGGCCCUAUGUAAUGCUUUGGCCAUGAAGAAACAAGGACUGCUGAAUUGCUGUUUUGCAAUGGAGAAGAGAGAGGGAGAAGUACCAGCACUGUGGCUUCCACCUUGUUGCUUACUUCCCUGCAGUCAUGUGUCCCAAAUCCUCCCUGUGCUGUAUUAAGGAAAAGAAAAGCUUGGACAUUUCAACAUCUGCUUUUGUACGUCAUAUUUUCCAAUUUCACAUCCUAUAACCCCUGGUGAAAAGAGGAACAAUGACUUUAUAUAGCUGCUGUUUGAUUCUUUUGCUAUUUAUGUGGAACACUGCUGCCUAUGGGCCAAACCAACGGGCACAGAAGAAGGGAGACAUUAUUCUUGGUGGAUUGUUCCCCAUCCAUUUUGGAGUGGCUGCUAAAGACCAGGAUCUAAAGUCAAGACCUGAAUCAGUAGAGUGUAUAAGGUAUAAUUUCCGAGGCUUCCGCUGGCUCCAGGCUAUGAUCUUUGCCAUAGAAGAAAUAAACAGUAGCCCAAAUCUCCUUCCCAACAUGACCUUGGGAUACAGGAUAUUUGACACUUGCAAUACAGUCUCUAAAGCCCUUGAGGCCACUCUGAGUUUUGUGGCUCAGAACAAGAUAGACUCCUUGAACCUGGACGAAUUCUGCAACUGCUCAGAACAUAUCCCUUCCACCAUUGCAGUUGUGGGGGCAACCGGCUCUGGGGUCUCCACCGCCGUGGCCAAUCUGCUGGGACUCUUUUACAUACCUCAGGUCAGCUAUGCCUCAUCCAGUCGUCUUUUGAGCAAUAAGAACCAGUUUAAGUCCUUCCUCCGCACAAUCCCCAACGACGAGCAUCAGGCCACCGCGAUGGCAGACAUCAUCGAGUACUUCCGCUGGAACUGGGUGGGGACAAUUGCAGCUGAUGAUGACUAUGGACGGCCAGGGAUUGAAAAGUUUCGGGAGGAGGCGGAGGAGAGAGACAUCUGCAUCGAUUUUAGUGAGCUCAUCUCCCAGUAUUCGGACGAAGAAGAGAUCCAGCAGGUGGUGGAGGUCAUCCAGAACUCCACAGCAAGAGUGAUUGUUGUUUUCUCCAGUGGCCCGGACCUGGAACCACUCAUCAAAGAGAUCGUCAGGCGAAACAUCACUGGCAAGAUCUGGCUGGCAAGUGAGGCCUGGGCCAGCUCUUCCCUGAUAGCCAUGCCAGAGUUCUUCCGCGUCAUUGGCAGCACCAUUGGGUUUGCACUGAAGGCAGGACAGAUCCCAGGCUUUCGUGAGUUCCUGCAGAAGGUGCAUCCCAAGAAAUCCACCAACAAUGGCUUUGCCAAGGAGUUUUGGGAGGAGACAUUUAACUGCUAUCUCCCUGAUGGGUCCAAAAAUUCUCCAGCUUCAGCUUCCUUCCACAAGGCCCAUGAAGAGGGCUUGGGCAUUGGAAACAGUACAACUGCCUUUCGACCUCCAUGCACAGGGGAUGAGAACAUCACCAGUGUGGAGACACCAUACAUGGACUACACACACUUGCGGAUAUCCUAUAACGUGUAUUUGGCAGUAUAUUCUAUUGCCCACGCUUUGCAGGAUAUAUAUACCUGUACCCCUGGGAAAGGGCUCUUCACUAACGGAUCCUGUGCAGACAUUAAGAAGGUUGAGGCAUGGCAGGUUCUGAAGCACCUACGCCACUUAAAUUUCACCAAUAAUAUGGGGGAGCAAGUGGACUUUGAUGAGUUUGGAGACCUAGUAGGGAAUUACUCAAUAAUAAAUUGGCAUCUCUCUCCGGAGGAUGGCUCAGUCGUCUUUGAGGAGGUUGGGCACUACAACGUCUACGCCAAGAAAGGGGAGAGGCUCUUUAUCAACGAAAACAAAAUCCUGUGGAGUGGAUUCUCAAAGGAGGUACCUUUCUCUAACUGCAGCAGGGACUGCCUCCCAGGCACCAGAAAAGGUAUUAUUGAGGGAGAGCCCACCUGCUGCUUCGAGUGUGUGGACUGCCCCGACGGGGAGUACAGUGAUGAAACAGACGCAAGUGCUUGUGACAAAUGCCCUGAGGAUUACUGGUCCAAUGAGAACCACACAUCCUGCAUCCCCAAGCAAAUAGAGUUUCUAUCCUGGACAGAGCCCUUUGGGAUUGCCCUGACUCUCUUUGCUGUGCUGGGAAUUUUCCUGACUUCUUUUGUCCUGGGAGUCUUCACAAAAUUUCGCAACACUCCCAUUGUCAAGGCUACAAAUCGGGAGCUGUCCUACCUCCUCCUCUUCUCCUUGCUCUGCUGCUUCUCCAGCUCAUUGUUCUUCAUUGGCGAGCCCCAGAACUGGACUUGUCGUCUGCGGCAGCCAGCUUUUGGCAUCAGCUUCGUGCUCUGCAUCUCCUGCAUCCUGGUGAAAACCAACCGUGUCCUGCUUGUCUUCGAGGCAAAGAUCCCCACAAGCCUCCACCGAAAGUGGUGGGGCCUCAACCUCCAGUUCCUCCUGGUCUUCUUGUGCACAUUUGUACAGAUUGUCAUCUGCGUGAUUUGGCUCUACACAGCCCCACCAUCCAGUUAUCGAAACCACGAGCUGGAGGACGAGAUUAUUUUCAUCACUUGCCAUGAGGGCUCCCUGAUGGCCCUUGGCUUCCUCAUUGGCUACACCUGCCUUCUGGCAGCCAUUUGCUUCUUCUUCGCCUUCAAGUCUCGAAAACUGCCUGAGAACUUCAACGAGGCCAAGUUCAUCACCUUCAGCAUGCUGAUCUUUUUCAUUGUCUGGAUCUCCUUCAUCCCUGCUUAUGCCAGCACAUAUGGCAAGUUUGUCUCUGCUGUGGAGGUGAUUGCGAUACUGGCUGCCAGCUUUGGGCUCCUGGCCUGCAUCUUCUUCAACAAAGUCUACAUUAUUCUCUUCAAGCCAUCCCGCAACACAAUCGAGGAAGUGCGCUGCAGCACAGCUGCCCAUGCUUUCAAGGUGGCUGCCAGGGCCACAUUGAGACGGAGCAAUGUGUCACGCAAGCGCUCCAACAGCCUCGGGGGCUCCACCGGAUCCACCCCUUCCUCCUCCAUCAGCAGUAAAAGCAACCAUGAAGACCCUUUUCCUCUACCAGCUUCAGCUGAGCGGCAGCGCCAGCAGCAGCGUGGGUGCAAGCAAAAGGUCAGCUUCGGGAGCGGCACGGUUACCCUGUCCCUGAGCUUCGAGGAACCGCAGAAGAACGCCAUGGCCAACAGGAACACCAAGCGCAGGAACUCCCUGGAGGCCCAGAACAGUGAUGACAGCCUGAUGCGGCACCGGGCCCUGCUUCCCCUGCAGAACAGUGAGUCCCUCGGUGCUGAGCCUGGCUUCCAGGCAGCUUCCAGCCCAGAGUCCAGCUCGCAGGAAUCAGUGGUGGGAGACACCAAAGAAGAGGUACCAAGCCCUGAGGCAGAGCCUUCCCUGCCAUCAGCUAAUUCUCGAAAUUUUAUAGGCACUGGAGGUGGCUCUGUCACAGAGAACACGGUACAUUCCUAACAAAAGAAGAUCAUGAAAAGCGCACCAGUCCCCAAGAGGAACUUGCUCACCUCUUGCUUCUGAAUGGGAAAGACAACAAAGAUACAUAUCUGUGACACAGCCCCACCACACGUUAUUGUUAGUGCCGGCAGGGUAACACACAUGCCUCCAGAGGAAGGACUGUCAGAAGCCUGUGUCUGGGGAGCCUUGAACUGAAUUUGCAUUUGCUUUAUUGAAAUCAGGACAUCUUGGAAGGACAAGUGAAGAUUGCCUCUGGUGGGGCUUAAGCAGAACUUUGCAUGCUGCCUUGCCUCUGUAAGCUUUUCCUGCCAGACUGCAACUCAGCUGACUACGGGAGGCACUGGGCAAUUCCACUAUACUCUGCUUUUACAUUUAUGUAUAAUAUUCCUCUUCCCCACUAUGUAUAAUAUUCCCUCUUUACCCAGUAUAUGUGAUCUGUAACCAUGUGCAUCAGGACUCUCAGCUCUUCAAAAGCAAGAUACACAGUUUCACUUGGGGAAAGCACAGUCAGGGGGAAAAUAAAAAAGCCCCCAACGUCCUGCAUGCUGUGUACAGCCAAGGGUGUGAACAUGUAAAGUAUUUAAUGUGACAGAGCGCCUUGCUAUUUAUAUUUAGUAAUGUCCCAAUUUCUCCUUUCCGCCCAGCAGGAAAUACUGGACUAUACCCUUCCUAGACUCCAUUGCACUAGACCAAGCUACUAGGUUCCUACUGUUUUCUUCCGGCUGAGGUGGCUUUACCUCCAACCUGCCUGCUUCGGUGGAGGGGGAGAACAGCUUGUAAAUGCCCCUGGAGAACGUUGCGAGAGCACAAUGACAUGUAUUCAUGAUUGAUUAUGUUGCUAGUAGUUGUAUGCUUAACAAAGUGUUGCUGCUGUAAUAUUCCACAUGGCAUACAUGGCUAACCCUUUCACACCAUAGUCAGUGUUGUGCUUUGCCAUAUUAAUCUGCCUCACACCCACACAUAGCAUUGCGCUAGUCAUGACAGUACUCGUGGGCCUGAUACAAAGCCAAUAAAACAAGGUGAAAUGGAGGAGUUAGGGAUGGAGAAAUAGCCCCAAAAUUUGGUAAUAUUUCAGAUGAAUAUUGCAAGUGUGCAUGCUGGUAGAUGAUGGGGUGAAGAAAAUGUACAGACCUGGGCUCUGAGAUAUUCCAACAGACAAAUGAGUAAAUUGUGUAUGUUUUGGUUCCUAUAUGCCUUCUAAUUGGUUAUGUCCCUCCUGGCCCAUCUUGAAGAGAGGGUACUUAGAAGAGGAAGGGUGCACUGUACCUAGAGGAGAAGAGUAAGGACUUCAGAAGAGAGCACAGUUGACCUUCAUUACUCUUGACUCUUGUUCUACACCCCCAAAAGCAGACAUAAGUGCUCCUGGUUGUGCAGGGUAUGCCUGGUUCCUCUCCAUCCAUGCUGGAAAGGUUCAAGUAAGAGAGUCGUUAGAAGAGAAUUUUGUUGCAGCCUGAUGAAAGAAAGAGUGCCUCUAGGCAGUCCAGCAGGAAGGGUGAGGCUAUGUUGCAAAAUUUAUUUACCUAUUUACAGAUCCCAUAUACAAGAACAGGAAUCUGCUGUGAAGAUGUCAGUACCUUCACUCAUCAGACAUGAAGGUAGUCUAGACCCCUGUGGAAAGGUAUACGGGCCUGCAGCUUAGCGUGAGCAGAGAUGAAAGGACUGUGUGAAUGUGUUGGGGAAAAUACAAUUCUCUUGUUACUGUUUUUGCUUGUUUGUUCUUUCGCCAGGGCAGGAAAAUAAAACUUACAGGUGACAUUACUGCAUAAAAACUUUGUUUUGCAACCUCCACUGGCUGCUGAGGAGUUUUGCUUUACGGGGGCACAGUGGAAAUCCAGAACCCAAUGAAGAAUGCUAUUGAGACAAGUUAUUUUAACUCUUCUGUUGCUCUGCUAUAUUCUACUUGGAGUGGGCUCAAAUUUUAAUUACACAAUGUAAGAACCAAUCCAACUUUAACUGUUUGGCCUGCAAAUAAGAAUAUGUGAUUAAAGCUAUGGUACUGCAGGUUAAAGGAAAGAAAAAGAGUUUGAAAACACAAGUCACUGUGGCCACACUUUCAGAAAACACUGGACCAAGUGGGAGUUGCUCAUUGUUCCUGAAAAAAACACAGGUCCCUUUCCCAGGCUGCUGCUGACUGCAGCCCCCAGGCUUAAUUUAAAGGUGCUAAUUGAAACCCAUGGAUUCCUGGGUCUAAGCAAACAUGUGAAUGCAGAUAGCUAUUAGAUGCCAAAAGGGCUAAAAAAAUACUUUAAUUACAGUUCACUCUCAGUAAAAGUUCAGUAGCCAAAUAACUUUAGGGCUAGUGAACCACUCCUACAGGCCAGACCCAGUAAGUAGCCCCUGAAGCUGACAGCCUUGAAAGUAUAGAAGUUCUCCAUGAAUCAAAUGAGCACAACACAAGAUAUAAACUGUGCACAAACACAUGUAAUGUGAGAAAUGAAGUCAUCCCUGCCUGCUUUGUUUGGAGGACAAUAUUCACUGGCUACACUCACAGUAGAUAAUGUUGAUAUUGUUUGCUAAGCUUGUUGGGUGUUUUUAAUUCAUUACGUCUACUUAAAAGGAAGUUCUACCCUGGCACACAAUGAGGCUCCAAUGGCCUGCCAUAAUUUCCUUGUGACAGAUUUGAACUGCUCAGUUUCCUGGGGAAGCCCCAUCCACCUUCACUGCACACUUACCCUGCGCUGAAAGCCUCAAGCCACACAGGCUAUGUGCGUACUUCUGCUGCAGCCUUAUUUGAGUGAGGCACGCACUAGAGGCUAGGGAAAUCAGUAAAGAAGGAACCCCUUCAUGAAGGUGAUUUGCAACCAAACUCUUUUUUUCCAUGCAUGGAAAAAAAGUUGGGUUACGUGCUUCUGUGGAAAGCUCAAGCCCAAGAACUUCACUGGCAUGCCCCAUCAGAAGUCACUCGUGUGAAUGGCUGCCCCUUCACACCCCCCACAGCUCAAAAAUCUACAUCAAAGCAUGUGCCCUUGGUUGGUAUCUGCAGGACCAUCAGAAAAGGGACGAUGCAAGGGGACAGAAUUUCUCCUUCCCUGUUCUGUUUCAUGCAUGUCCUCCCUUACCCCCUGCAGGAUGCAACACCCACCGCUGGUAAAUUCAGGGAUAUAUUUACCAAAUUUACAAAGGGGCCUUGGGGAUGCGCAGGGGGAGGCGGGUUUGCUGUUGUUUCUCUAUGGCACCUGCUCAGAGCAGCCAGAAAUAAACACACACCCAGCGCCCUGGGCCCGCCUCGGCGGCAGGCCCGGCCCCGGGGCGGGCCCCAGCGUGGAGGCCGCUGCUCGGCGGAGAGAGGAGAGGGAAAGGCCGGGAAAGGAGAGGGAAGGAGGGGAGGCCGCCGUCAUGUUGUGUGGGGGCGCCUCGGCGACCAAGCCUGCCACCAGCGAGACCCAGAAGAUCGCCGACGAGGUGAAGCCUCAGCUAGAAGAAAAAGAAGGGAAAACCUUUGAUGUCUUCACUGCAGUGGAGUAUAAGACUCAGGUGGUUGCUGGAACAAACUACUUUAUCAAGGUCCAUGUUGGAAAUGAUGAGUUUGUGCACCUGCGGGUGUUCAAAAGCCUUCCUCAUGAGAAUAAGCCACUGAGUCUCCACGGAUACCAGAGCAGCAAGUUGAAGCAUGAUGAACUGACUUAUUUCUAGCAAACUUAUGUGACUAUGUGACUUCCUAAUGAUUUCUUAUGUAUAUUUUCUAUAGGCUGCAAAAUGUUGAUUCCUGUUCCAACAAAGAACAAGAAAAUAUCUUUCUUUUUAACAAAGCUGGAAAGAAAAUCCAUUUCUCUUUUUGCCAUUUUCUUACAGUGCAAUAUCUAAAUGAAUCACAUAGCUCUCCUUUCACCCUUUGCUAAUGCAAACCCAAGGAGCUGCACUGGCUACAGUGCACCUCAACCAGAAUACUGUGCCUGAGUCGUGUUUGUGGACUUCCCUAGUCUGGAAGUUGCAGGGGAGUGACAGUAACACUCGUGGAAGGUAGACUUGAACAGAAAAGACUUUGAAAGCAAGAGGAUCAGGAGUACUGUAGUCUUUAGAACGUUCCCUUAAUCUUUUUUUCUCUUGCAGCAGUAGGAUGUAAUAUCCAGUAGAGGGUGUAUGAGAUUUUUAAAAAACUUGCUUAUUUUCUGAGUCCUAAGGAGAAGUCGUAGAAAGUCGUAGAAAUUCGAACUGUACAAGCAUUUCUGCACUGACAACAAUAAAUACUUCUCUCAAAUUUA
Molecule: messenger RNA, 7857 nt
Organism: Anas platyrhynchos (mallard)
Lineage: Eukaryota; Metazoa; Chordata; Aves; Anseriformes; Anatidae
Gene: CASR
Product: calcium sensing receptor
Biological process (GO): regulation of calcium ion transport; G protein-coupled receptor signaling pathway; intracellular calcium ion homeostasis
Cellular component (GO): plasma membrane
Molecular function (GO): G protein-coupled receptor activity; calcium ion binding
Source: RefSeq, a predicted model, not a curated record